GCGGGUGCUAUGUGCUGUAACAGGUGCUGUGUGGGCUGCUGUCUCGAUGAGCCCAUCAAGAUACCCAUAGACCUCAACGACCAAUCAGAUCUUCUCAAGAGCCAUGAAAUCAUAAGAGUGUCCAAGUUCUACAGGGAGGCCCGCGAUGGGAGGUUCAUCAGCUACCUCACAGAGGACACGAAGACGCUCUACGAUUCCUUCAGGAAAGGUGCUAAGUCAUCCAAUAAUGGACGAUGCUUGGGGUGGCGAGAAGGCCCUAAUAAACCUUAUUCGUGGCUGAACUACAACGAGGCUUUACUAAGAGCGAGAAACUUUGGAUCAGGGCUGGUGGCACUGGGCCUUGCCCCCGGCCAGAAGACCUUCGUAGGCCUCUAUUCCACAAAUUGCCCGGAGUGGAUUCUCACCGAGCAAGCAGCUUACUGUUAUUCGAUGGUCAUUGUACCGCUCUACGACACCCUAGGUCCUGAAGCUACCUCCUUCAUCAUUUCUCAAGCUGAAAUAACAGUCAUAGUUUGUGAAAAUGAUGCAAAAGUGAAUGUGAUGCUAGAACAAGCUCCAAGGCAUCUACGUAAAAUCAUUGUCAUCAAAGAUGCAAGUCCAGCAACCAGACAAAGAGCAAAGAAUCGAGGUGUCGAGAUCAUCAAAUUUGAUGAAAUAGAGAGACUAGGUGCUCAACGAAGCGUACCAGAAGUACCUCCGAAACCAACCGAUCUCUGCACAGUUUGCUAUACCUCCGGAACAACAGGCAGCCCGAAGGGAGUGAUGCUGAGCCAUGAGAAUGUUGUUGCUGCAAUUUGUGCUGUGCUCAUGCAGCUCGGAGAUCAAAAACCGACCUCAGAGGACACUAUGAUAUCUUUCCUUCCCUUAGCUCACAUGUUAGAGAGGUGUUGUGAGAAUGGGAUGUACUUGGUCGGAGGUGGAGUGGGUUUUUAUUCUGGAGAUAUCCGAAGGCUGACAGAUGACAUGAAAUGUUUAAAGCCAACAGUCAUGCCAGCGGUUCCUAGAUUGCUUAAUCGAAUGUAUGACAAACUUCAAGCAGAGACUAAUGCUUCAUUCAUCAAGAGAAUGCUAUACAACAUGGCUCUAAGUUCCAAGUUUAAUGAGAUCAAAAAAGGUAUAUUCCGAAAAAAUAGUUUCUGGGAUAAAACAGUCUUGAGGAAAAUUCAGGAGUCUCUUGGUGGUAAAGUGAGGCUAAUGCUUGUAGGAUCAGCUCCAUUAUCAGCAAACGUUCUUACUUUUGCGAGGUCUGCGCUGGGCUGCAUAAUAGUCGAGGGUUACGGGCAAACAGAAUGUAGUGCUCCCAUCACCCUCUCAGUACAGGGAGACCACACACCUGAACACGUUGGACCGCCUGUAGCAUGCUGCUGCAUCAAACUGGUAGAUGUCCCAGAAAUGGAGUACUAUGCUAGCAACAAUCAAGGAGAAGUUUGUGUGAAAGGAACCAAUGUCUUCCUUGGCUAUUAUAAAGAAUACGACACAACCCUACAGACAGUAGACGAAUAUGGUUGGCAUCACACAGGAGACAUAGGCCAAUGGUUAGCCAAUGGAACAUUAAAAAUAAUUGAUAGGAAGAAACACAUCUUCAAACUAUCUCAGGGUGUAUACAUAGUUCCAGAAAAAAUAGAAAACAUCUAUAUCAAAAGCCAAUAUGUAUACCAAGUGUUUGUCUAUGGAGAAUCAUUAAAAUCAUGCAUUGUUGCAAUAGUUGUACCAGAUGUAGAUGUGGUAAAAAGCUGGGCAGUUGAAAACAACAUUGAAGGAACAUUUUCUGUUCUUUGUGCGCAUCCCGAAGUCAAAAAACUGAUAAUGGAUGAUAUGAUAACAUGGGGUAAAGAAGCAGGUCUUAAAUCAUUUGAACUGGUAAAGGACAUAUAUCUACAUCCUGACCCAUUCUCAGUACAGAAUGGUUUAUUAACACCAACAAUGAAGACGAAAAGACCACAGCUGAAGGCAUACUUCAAACCACAACUGGAGGACAUGUACACAAAGCUUACAUAAUAGUUUAAAAAUAAUUUAAUCAUACUUAUUUAUGUAAAAUAUUUAUUUGUAUUCUAUGUAUAAAACUAUAUAAGUGGGAAUACUUUUCAUAAUAAAUAAUUGUUAGCAUUUAUUAAGAUGGGUAAUCUCUUUUUAUGUAUGAGUAAUGUUUAAGUAAAUAUUAUUUCAUAUAUAUGUAUUUUUUUUUAAAUAUGCUACCUAAUUCCAAUCUCUAUUAAAUAUAUAUACAUAAAAAAGGUAAACAGGAAUGAAACAAAAAUAAAAUUAUAAAACUCUAUAAUUUAAAUAAAAAAUGUUAUAAAAAACACUAUUAAAACAACAUUAGACAUUUUAAAACAAACUCUUCAUUAGAAUCAAUGUACAAAACAGUUAUAUACAAACACAUGAACAUUCUUUACACAAUUAUGUACAAACAAAUGAACAUUCUAAUAAUAAAUAAAUACUACAAGGAGGUGCAACCUUCUCAGAAGGCAUUAGUCGAUAAAAUAUCUGUGCCUUGUUAGACUAAGGACACAAAAAUGACUUAGAAACAAUUUCUAGGAAACAAAUAUCAUCUGAAUCGCAGAUUCGCUCUAUCUCUACUCGGUGGAGAAUGUGGAGCAAUUCUUCUGCUUGGAGGAGCAGACGUCAGUCUUUCCACUUCAGC
Nezara viridula (southern green stink bug) is the source of this 2644-nucleotide messenger RNA. Lineage: Eukaryota; Metazoa; Arthropoda; Insecta; Hemiptera; Pentatomidae. The record is from the annotation of a GenBank genome assembly.